Messenger RNA from Ochlerotatus camptorhynchus, 726 nucleotides. RefSeq names its product myophilin. Bases 204 to 713 code for a protein of 169 amino acids. Gene Ontology annotation, molecular function: actin filament binding. The record is from RefSeq and is a predicted model, not a curated record. Gene Ontology annotation, biological process: actin filament organization; actomyosin structure organization. Gene Ontology annotation, cellular component: actin cytoskeleton. The transcript is spliced from 3 exons. NCBI's taxonomy places the organism in Eukaryota, Metazoa, Arthropoda, Insecta, Diptera, Culicidae.
UGAUCGCAGAAAUCGGCGCGAACGGGUGGUGUACCAGAAACAAAAAAUAGAACGAAACGGCACCAAAUCGGUUGGUAUCGGAAUAGUUAAGAAGAGAUACAGAACUUAAGAAAACUUGACAGUAUUCCAAAGUUUGAUUGACAAGUGAUAUACGUAGCAGCUUAGGAGGAACCGAGGAACAUCAUACACACACAACACACAGAAUGGCGCCUCGCAACAAGGAACAGGAACAGGAAGUUCUGGAAUGGAUCAGCGCAGUGCUGGGUGAGAAACUGCCACCGGGGGCCUACGAGGAUGUACUGAAGGACGGCGUUGUCCUGUGCAAGCUGGCCAACAAACUGGCACCGGGUUCGGUGAAGAAGAUUCAAGAACGUGGCACAAACUUCCAGCUGAUGGAGAACAUUCAGCGAUUCCAAGCCGCCAUCAAGAAGUACGGCGUCCCGGAGGAGGAAAUCUUCCAAACUGCAGAUCUGUUCGAGCGACGUAACAUCCCCCAGGUCACCCUCUGUUUGUAUUCGCUUGGACGAAUUACCCAAAAACACCAGGAAUACACCGGACCAACCCUGGGACCGAAGAUGGCGGACAAAAACGAGCGUACCUUCACCGAGGAACAGCUGCGAGCCAACGAGGGUCAGCUGAACCUGCAGAUGGGCUUCAACAAGGGCGCUUCCCAGUCCGGCCACGGUGGAUUCGGAAACACGCGUCACAUGUAAAGCCGACUGCCUA